Messenger RNA from Myotis davidii, 657 nucleotides. It is a transcript of the gene CUNH17orf100, whose product is annotated as chromosome unknown open reading frame, human C17orf100. The transcript has a single exon. Lineage: Eukaryota; Metazoa; Chordata; Mammalia; Chiroptera; Vespertilionidae. The record is from RefSeq and is a predicted model, not a curated record. The coding region runs from base 286 to 639 and encodes 117 amino acids.
CGCGUGCGCGGACCCCCUAAAGGCGAGGGCGCGGUGGCGGGCCCACGGAGCGCCGCGGGGCAGGGCCCGGUAUUUGCAAGGGAGAGAAAAGCCCGACAGAACCCGGUGCCUGCAUGCCAUGGUGUUGGGCACUCUCGUCCACCCUUGUGCCUGCGGUGACGUGACACGCCAUUGUGACAUCAUCCCUUCCCUUGUGAUGUAACCCAGGGGCGAGACUCUCGGGGAGUGUUAGGCUGUGGGGCCUCCCGAGGUCUCGUGGCCUCCCACCCCCUUUCCACCCGUAGAAUGGCCUCACCCCUUCGGGGAAAGACCGCUUCGCCCCUGGUGGAAACCACCCGCUACAAGGAGACAUCGACAGUCCGCUUGGAGACCUCGUCCCACCGCGUGGAAACCUCCUCCCGGCGGGUGCACACGUCUUCCCGGCAGGUGGAGACCUCCCAGGUCCCCUCUGGGAAGCGGCUUCCUCGCAUCCUCGAGGUGUCCUCCCAGCACGUGGAAACCUCCUCGCAGCGCACAGAAACGUCCUCCCGUCACGUCAGGGCCUCGUCCUUGCGCGUGGAGACGUCUCUGCACCGCGUGGAGAGCCCUCCCCGGAGGGACAAGACGGCAGCCAGCCAGAAUGUAAAAAUGUCCCGAUGAAACACUUCCCAAAGGCCA